Molecule: messenger RNA, 585 nt
Organism: Balearica regulorum gibbericeps (East African grey crowned-crane)
Lineage: Eukaryota; Metazoa; Chordata; Aves; Gruiformes; Gruidae
Source: RefSeq, a predicted model, not a curated record
AUGGCCCUGUCCUACCUUGUCAACCAGCAAAUUCAUGCAAAACCACAAACAAUUAGGGAUGCAACUGUAGGAGUCUUUGAAACAGUGAUGAGCGAGGAGGAGGGACAGAAAGAAGUCUUACAAGAUGUCUUCAAUUCUACUCAAGCAACAAAAAAAGAGGAAGAACUUACCGCAGAGGAAAGGAGGAAACUGGAAAGAAAAUUAAAAAAAGAGCGCAAGAAGAAGGAAAAACAGCUGAUGAGGGAAGCUGGAAUCUCUACGAAAAAGGCAGAGCCCAAAAAGCAGUCGGGAUCUGAGCUGGCUCUGGCCUAUUUAACCAGCUGGUCUGAAAACCCAGAAGAAUGGAAGUUUCAAAAGACAAGACAAACCUGGCUUCUCUUGCACAUGUAUGAUAAAGAGAAGGUUCCAGACGAGUAUUUCACCAUUUUACUGGAUUAUCUGCAAGGGCUUCAAGGCGGUGCACGAGACAUAACUGUGCAGAAGGCUGAAGCUUUUAUGAAGGAAUUGGACGAUUCCGAUGCAGAAGACCCAAACCUGUUGGAGAAGUGUGAGCGCAUACGACAAGUUCUGCAACUUCUGUCCUGA